This is a messenger RNA of Triplophysa dalaica, 5430 nucleotides long. RefSeq names its product TOX high mobility group box family member 4-B-like. NCBI's taxonomy places the organism in Eukaryota, Metazoa, Chordata, Actinopteri, Cypriniformes, Nemacheilidae. Gene Ontology annotation, cellular component: nucleus. Gene Ontology annotation, biological process: regulation of transcription by RNA polymerase II. Gene Ontology annotation, molecular function: chromatin DNA binding. Bases 787 to 2670 code for a protein of 627 amino acids. The transcript is spliced from 9 exons. The record is from RefSeq and is a predicted model, not a curated record.
ACCCCACACACACACACACACACACACACACACCAGUGAAACUCACACAUCUCCCAAUUUACAAAUCUGCUUUCAGUCCCAACGCACUCCUGUCACUUUAAAUGAGCACUCAACGUCACGGCGAAGCAAAGGUCGGCCGUGUCAUCUGCAUUUAAGUUAAAAGACGACUGUUAAAAUGCUAUAUAUUGACAGAUAAUUUCAUUUACAUAAAGGGAUUAAACACGUCAUGUUUUUUAAACGACGACAACACAUGUUUACUAUGUCAUCGUCAUUUGGACGACUAUAAAAUUCUCCUCCAAAGGCCCCGGGUCGUACCAUUAUGUCGAGUGGCGGGGGUCCCGAAGUGAUUCGCGUUAAUAAAGCAUUCCUGUCUGCACUGGUUUGCGGUUUAAUCGCGUUCGUGGCGUUGAGAAAGUUUUCUUUCCCGUGUCUGACACAACCCACUCGUGAAAUAUGAGCUUGAUGAGAUGCUUGAACUCCCCUCGACGAGUCGUCCCGAAGUCCCGCAUCCACAGAUUCGAGCUCGCGACCGGACAGAAGCGCGACUCACGUCUUCGACGCUCUUUCGCUGCUGCGCGUUUUCCACGUGCUGUCAUUCCAAUCGACUUAGAUCGGAGCCGUUGUGAUCGGACGGGACUGAGUUUGCGCUUCACGUCGUCUUUGCACAAUAUGUAUUGUUGGAAGUGUUGCGAAGGUAAUAUCUGAUCGCGACCGCAGUGCGCGUCAGGCCCGGAUCUAGAGGAGCGUUUGACAGAUGUGUAGCUCGGAAAUCUACUGUCGGUCGUGAUGGAUCUGAAUUUUUACUCGGAUUUAUCGGACGGAACCGGGCGGUCCGAUGAGCCGGAGUUUCUGGACGCUCAGGCGUUUAACGGGUUCGACGCCGUUCAGAAGUUCCCGGGAGGCGGUGAGAACUACCUGACCAUCAGCGGAGAGGGUCAUCACUUUCUCUCAUCAGCAGAGCCGUUUCACACACCCAACCUGGGCGAUGAGGAGUUUGAGAUCCCGCCCAUAUCUCUGGACCCCGACUCUUCGCUGGGCGUUUCUCACUUCGGAGAGCUGGGUGAUGCUGGUCCAUCGUCCGGCGUGCCGGGGAACGCCGUGGUCGGCGGGAACGAUCCUUCUUUCGCCUCCACAUUUGUGAAUGCGCCCUCGCAGGGCCUGGAGCAUCUCGGUCUGAUGAGUCAGCAGGGGGCCGGACCCAUGCUCGGAUCCACCCUGGGAAUGGAUCUCAGCCAUCCUCUUGGUUCGCAGUUCAGUAGCUCUUCGCCGAUGACCAUUGACGUCUCUCUGGGUGACAUGAACCACGGCCUGUUGGGGCACAACCAGCUGACCACUAUCGACCAAUCGGAACUGAGCGCCCAGCUCGGGUUGAGUCUAGGUGGCGGCCCCAUUCUGCCGCGCACACGGUCGCCUGACCAGCUGCCGUCUGACGCCGGCUCGCCGUCUGAUUCGCUGCAGGACGAUGACGUGGACGAUUUCAGACAAAAGAGCUUGCUGGUGGAUUCACCCGUCUCUCUCUCCGUGGUCUCUCUCUCGCCCUCUCGGUCGGAUCCGCCUGUAGCUCCGGCAUCCUCCGCUCCUCUGAGGAAAGGUGCGGGAGGAGGAGGGAAAAAGGGCAAGAAGAAGAAAGACCCAAACGAGCCACAGAAGCCGGUGUCGGCGUACGCGCUGUUCUUCAGGGACACGCAGGCCGCCAUCAAGGGGCAGAAUCCCAACGCCACAUUCGGAGAGGUGUCGAAGAUCGUCGCCUCCAUGUGGGAUAGUUUGGGGGAGGAGCAGAAACAGGUGUACAAGAGGAAGACAGAAGCCGCCAAGAGGGAAUAUCUGAAAAUGCUGGCAGCUUAUAAAGCCGGUCAGAUGUCAAAGGCAACUAUUGAAGUGUUAGAUGCUGCACCUCCAUCUCCUCCUGCAGCCCCCGAACCCACGCCGACCCCGACGCGCUCAUCUCGCAUCCCACAGUUCGCCCCGGACAACAACACCAUCACCAACAUCUGCACGUCCAACAUCAUCAUAGACCUGCCGCAGGUCACCACACGCUCGCGCACGGGGGCGCACAAACCCGCCGCAACGUCCUCUGCCCCGCCCAUUGUUACUAAAAUAGUCGUUCCCAAACAGGCGCAGUCCUCGCCUCCGACCGCUCGCCAACCUCCCCCCCUCCAACAGAUGCAGAACACCCCCCCACCCCCUCGUCUACAGCAGAUGGUACAUUCCCAGGCCCCGCCCCCUCUCCAGGCUAAACCGCGAGGGGGUGCCUGCACGGGACAAGUGACCGCAGCGGCGCCCCCACCACCUCCUUUGAAAAUCAAGAUAGUCCCCGCCCUCGUGCAGGCGGAUGUGAGCACACCCAUCAUAGUGACCACUCCUGAUGCCACACUGAUUGCAGGGGAGGAGCCCCGGCCCACCACCAUUGUGGCGGCUUUGUCACCGUCGGCAACUCAGGAGGCGGGUGAAGAAGGGAUGGAGGUGGAGUUAAACGUUUCUCCGGGUCCAGACGUGAGUCCAUCAGACGCUCCCAGUGUGUGCAUUCGUGCCGGCUGUAACAACCCUCCCAUCCACAGUAAAGAUUGGGACAGAGAGUACUGCAGUAAUGAGUGUGUGGCCACGCAUUGCAGGGAUGUGUUCAUGGCCUGGUGCGCCAUCAGAGGACAAAACUCAACCACUGUGACAUAAACACGUGACAGACAGACAGAACCACACCGUAACCUGGAGUGAAACUUCAACAACUUCAGCUGGACUAACGUUAGGUUGAUGACAACACGACGUCAUCUGAAGCAUCGUCGAGCGUCUUAAAAACUCUUAUACUGAGAAAGGCGAACAGGGAUUUCCAUGCGAGUUUACGCUGAAAAGCAUCUGAAAUGCUCAUGGUUUAUAAUGAGGUAAACUGUGAAUGUGAUCUGCAGUGUCGGUGUGUUUCACUGGAUCAUUUAAAGGUACACAAACAUCAACAUGAGAUAAACAACAUGAGACGUGCAUUAUAACUAAGGCUGGGUGAUAUACCUCCAAUUGAGUUUUUCCAUGAUGCUCCAUUGUUCGUUCUUGACGGAGAUUAAAUGAUCAUGGACUCCCAUUGCCGUCUUCAGGACAUUGAGAUUUUAUACAGUUACGUCAAAAUCAUUUCAUGAUAUUCUAGCAUUUGAUGUCUUCAGCAUAUCAUCUAAUAUUUGAUAUAUUGCCCAGUCUUAAUUACAACAAACUCAAGAGCAGAAACACAAGCGCGCGUGUGUACACUUGAUGCCGCAUUCAAGCGCUCCACGCACUGUAUCCGCCAUCUUGGAACAGUCCACAGACUUCACUCACAGUUGACAUUUGGUUUUUAUCAUGUGUUAGUGUAGCAGGUAUAAUGUUUCAGUUUACAAGACAAUAAACAGGUUUUCAUUAUCAUACAGAGCAGACAGCUUGAUCUUGAGUGUUAACCGACCGGUGUCAUGAGGUAUCGAGUCCCCCCUCGAAUUGAGUCCCCUUUAGGACCCCGAGUGAUUCUAUUGGCUGAAAGAACAUCUAUUUGGGUACUCUUUUAGCGCCUGAUUCAAAUUCUUACAAAAUAACAUGACGAGGCAUGUCACUAGAACUUUGCUAAAAUUAUCAUUAACGUCUUUUACAUUAAGUGUUUGCUAUGCUAGUGUGUAUAUGAGGCUAAGGGUUGUCAACGCACCCGUAUUAGACGGGACAUCCCAUAUUUUAUGCCUGUCUGAUUUGUCCUGUACGUGACUUUGCAUGUGCUUUUAAUUGUCUGCUCCGCUGAUCUAACCUGUGAUUGAAGCAGCGAUCACGACACUUGAGAAUGAUUUUGUUUCUGAAAACAAAAACAGAAAAUAUGUAAAUGAGAACGGCUUUAUUGCGCAAAAUAUUGUAUUAAAAUAUUAUAAUACUUUAGAGUUCUGUAUGUAGGCCUAACCAUUUAGAGAUUAAACGCAAAUACGAUGCGAUGACGUCAUCAAUAUGCUAAUUAGCACUAAUGCAAAGAUCUGAUUUGGUCCCGUAUUUCAAAUUCACAAAGUUGGCGAACCCAAUGAGGCUAUAGGUAGUGAAAUCAAACAAAUCUCGUUCUAACCUUUUUAGUGGGCUUACAUAUCAACUAGCAUAGCAUAGAACUACGUAGUUUGCUAGCACUUUCGAAACAAAGCUAGCCAAAGCACUAACCGAACAUUCAAAUGUGAAUUUUUGUACCAGCCGGGGUCCUAAAGGGGACUGGUGUCAAACGGGGGACUCGAUACCUCAUGACACCUGCUCACACCAUUCCAAUAUGGCGGACGACCUAUGUAUAGCGGCCCACAGAAACAGAUGCUAAUGCUAAUUUAUGGUUCUAAUUUGUGUGUGUGUGUGUGUGUGCGUGUGCGUGUGCGUGGGUGGGUGUGCGAAUGUUACAUUAACUAAUAAGAUAAAGACUGUUUCAAAAGAAAAAGAUAAUUUUUUGUGUCUGUUAUGUUAUACUUUAGUUUAUUUAAGGGUUUGAUCAGGGCUUCCAGAAAUGAAUCAUGGUGACUAUAGGUUCUGACCAAAUACUUUUACAAAAACGUCACGUUUCUGACGCUGUGCGUGUGAUUUAAUUUGACUGUAGUAACGCUAACUGUACAAAUGAUUAUAUUUGAAAACCUCGGGAACUGUGGUUACCAUGGUGAUUUUUAAAGUGUUUUAUUAUCUUGCAAAAGCGUUAGGUUAGAAUACAACUGUUGACGCUGUGGCAUGUGAAUAACUGGAAACAGAUUUUUUACUGGUGUUGACUUUGAUUAACUGCCUAUUAGUAUAUGACAUUAUGUAUAUUUGCUUUUCUCAUUUCCUGUUGUUUUUGGAAUGUAUGCGUUUUGUUAUUAUUAAGAUGAGCUGAGAUGUGUGCGAAACGUGAAAGAUACAAACACAAACCAAUGUAAAUGAGGGUCUUCUGUGUCCUUCAUUAGUGGAAACAACACAAAUUAUGAUGCAACUUUUUAUGGUCCCUUAUGAAAAUUUACCAUGGUUUACUACACUUAAAAUUGAAAAACAUGGUUACUGUUGCAAAAUAAUGGUUAUCACAAAUUAACCGUGGUUUUGAGGAAAAAAAACUAGUAAAUGAUGGUAACUGUUGUAAAACAAUGGGUUUGGCCCAAGUUAUCAAUGGUUACUACAAUUGUACCACAAAAAAACAUGGUUGAUUUUCAUAUGGGGUGUAAAUGAAGAGUUUGGUUCCAAAAUGAGAUAACUCUGUUUUUCAUGUUCUUGUGUUUAUUGUGUAUACAUCAAAACAAACCAACUGCAGUAUGAUUAUUAAUUAGAAUGCACAAUAAAAAAAACGAUUUCUCAUUUUGUAACCAAACUCUUCAUAUGUAGAUCUUUUAAAGUUAGGUUGUGUUUUGUCUUGAAUCAUGCAGAAAAGCUUUGGUCUUAACCUCACUCUUUGCUAUAUUAGCAAAUGUGCACAUUUUAAUGAGUAACAGAUUAAAUGCAACAAAAAUA